CGUACAUUGUACGGCAGCAUUUGCAGAUUUCAGACAACGUGCCUCUGAACCAUACCGUAGCGACCAUGGCGACGUUUCCUCCCCCUUCAAUCGCCGUUGACGGUAUCGUUGACAACUGUGAACAGGCAGAGAUGAUGCCAAAUUGCGACCCUGCUGUUCCUAUUGUGGAAAUGGCAGCCUUGCUAUACCAUGGCGACACCAUUCAAGCGCGUCAUUUGUACCGUCGUUACCGCGAAGGAUGUCCCGCCGAAGUCCAGGCCGCGCUAGAGGCAUGGUGGGGCCUCGGUCGUGCCAUGAUGGAGUACGAUCUUGCGCAGAUCUGGCCUCGAUUGACCCAGUUACAGCAGCAACAACCCAAACCAUACUGUAAUUAUGCCCAAGAAAUUGGAACAGCAUUGUGUCGUCGUUUGCUUCCCAAGUUGGCGUCGAUUUGGAAUAAGAGCAAUGCGAGCGUGUUGCUGGGAUUGCCACGCCAAGAGUGGAAUGUCUUUUUGGAAUCUCAGCGCAAAGCUUUGAUCGAGGAUGCCAAAAACAAAACUCCAAAGUUGGGAUCAGAGCAUACAACCGAUAUUAUUGCCUUUUUGGAAAGUCCAACGUUGCGAAUCUAAUGGACGACGAGCAGGGAGAGAGUUCACGGAUACUGUAGAUACACGAAUCCAAUGCACAAGUUUCUCUUGACAACCUAGCUGCAACCUAAUACAGAAAAAUACUGGAACGUUCCAAAGAUGCUGCAGUUGAUUUGAUAGAGGAUCACUGGCGGUGGCAAAGCAGUCAUGUUCAACAAUAGACGACAGAAUGGCGAUGGACCCUGCAAAAUUCAGGAGUACUUUUGAAAAUAAAACAGCAAUUUGAGGUAGCCGACAUUGAACCAGGCUCUAUUGGCAGCAGAAGCAUUUUUUAGUAACGAAUCUGUACAUGCAAUACUGGAGCAGAUAUUUUUUGGAAGGUGCGGAGCACAAGAACUGCUGGUACAGUUCAUUCCUAACCGUCUAUGAUUAUCAGAGCUUCUACCGGUACUCUGAGCGUUUCUCUACUUUUAGAAUGGAGCAUCUUGUCCAUCAAAAGUGCAACCACUCCAUGUGAGUGGCGCCCUUUAGAAACCGGGGUAGCAAGAUCACACAAAACCCAAGACCACGGCUACGGUACAAAUGUUAUCAAGGUAGGGCCCGUUUGGAGCUGACUGUACUACCAUAGGCAAAAAAAAGGUAACAGCUGCAGGAGGAGGCCGUCUUUGGAGCAGGAUUGGAUUGGCCUGUAACGCCCAUUCUAGCUAC
Molecule: messenger RNA, 1274 nt
Organism: Seminavis robusta
Lineage: Eukaryota; Bacillariophyta; Bacillariophyceae; Naviculales; Naviculaceae
Source: the annotation of a GenBank genome assembly